CUCAGUUUAUAUAGUACUUCGGUAGAGAAGGCACCGUAUCUGUUGUCCUAUAGCUCUGCAUAUUAAUAUUUUCGGUUGUGGAAAAAAUUGUGUAAUAAAUGUUUAUACAGGAUGCGUCAGGCCGCAACAUCAGCACAGAUCGCGCACUGGUUCACUGUUGGGGCACAGUUUGCUAACAUUACGAUUACAGACGAAGUAAAAAAGGAAAGCGAGUCCGGUACAAGUUUAACAGACAGGUCUUUCGAGUCGACCCCCGAGCAGAGCUCUCCAGGGAAGGAAAUAUCGGAUGGAGGAAACCAGAAGGGCAGGAGGCCAGAACUGAUAAUAGGUCCGGGGACCCCCCCUCCUCAACUCGGUACCUAUGAAUAUCCAAAUCUUCCUAUUACUAAAAACAGACAGGAGUUGGUCUCUCUGAUUGAGAAUAACUCCGUCAUCAUUAUACGUGGAGCAACCGGAAGUGGGAAGACCACCCAGCUGCCACAGUUCAUUCUGGAUCAUUAUGCAGAGCGGAACAUGCCUUGUAACGUGGUGGUCACACAGCCACGCAAGAUUGGUGCCACCAGCAUUGCCCGCUGGGUUGCACGUGAACGCAAAUGCACCCUGGGAAGCUUGGUGGGAUAUCAGGUGGGUUUGCAGAAAAUGGCUACAGAACACACCAGACUGAUUUAUGUGACGACAGGAGUCUUACUUCAGAAAUUAGUGGGGGCCAAGACACUGACAGAGUACUCGCACAUCUUUAUUGAUGAGGUUCAUGAGAGAACAGAAGAUCUUGAUUUUCUGUUGCUGGUUGUUAGAAAACUGCUUCGCACCAAUUCCAGAUAUGUCAAGGUCAUUCUGAUGUCGGCCACCAUAAACUGUGCUGAGUUUGCAGAAUAUUUUGGCACACCAAUCCGCAAUCAGAUGAAUCCAGCCUACGUGUUCGAGGUGGAAGGAGCCCCAUACGCCGUUGAAGAGUUCUACCUGGAUGACCUAAAAUCCAUACGGCCUCUGGGAGUCAAUGUGCACUUGACAGCCCAAGGCGACCCUUAUAUUUCUGAGGAGAUGUAUAAUGUGGCUGUUUCUCUCAUUCAAAACUUUGAUGAGAUGGAGGCUGGAGAUCAAAGGUGCUCGGAGCGGACUGGAUGUGCUACUCAUCUAGAGAGAGGCAGUGUGCUUGUCUUCCUGCCUGGACUGGCUGAAAUUCAAUAUAUGCAGGAGGCUCUCUCAAAACUUGUGCGCAAGAGAUUGCAAGUGUAUCCUCUUCACUCUUCAGUCACUUUAGAGGAACAAAAUGGAGUGUUCCUGGUUCCUGUACCUGGGUAUAGGAAGAUUAUUCUCUCCACAAACAUUGCAGAGAGCUCUGUCACUGUGCCGGAUGUCAAAUAUGUGAUUGAUUUCUGCCUUGCACGACAGUUGGUGUGUGAUAAGGAAACCAAUUAUAGAUGCCUAUGUAUUACCUGGGCAUCAAAGACCAGUUGCAACCAACGCCGAGGUCGCGCCGGACGGGUAUCUAAAGGGUUUUGUUACCGGUUGGUGACCAGGCGGUUCUGGGAGGAUGAGAUUCCAGAUUUCUCAAUCCCAGAGAUGCUGCGAUCACCAAUGGCCAGUACCUUACUGAAGGUGAAGUUGUUGGAUAUGGGUGACCCCCGUUCUGUUCUCUCCACGGCCCUGACGCCACCCAACCUUGGCGAUAUAGAAAGGACCGUCCUGCAACUCAAACAGAUCGGAGCUCUUUCUGUUCAAAGCAACAGUCUGAGGCAGUUUGAUGGAAAUUUGACAUUUCUGGGUCGUGUGUUGGCGCACCUGCCCGUGGACUUGCAGUUGGGAAAGCUAAUCGUACUUGGCCAUGUGUUCGGUUGUCUGGAGGAGUGCCUUAUUAUCGCUGCAUCACUUUCUCUGAAGAGCUUCUUUGCAAUGCCAUCCCUGCAGCAUCUGGCUGGGUACAGGAGUAAGUUGGCUUCUGCACAAAAUGUUCCCUGUGACUUCAUCGCUUUCGUCAACGCCUUUAAGGCAUGGUACACAUCUAGAGCUAAAGGAGAACUCAGGCACCCAAAGGAUGAACUUGAAUGGGGCAAAGAGAACUGCAUUCAGAUCAAACAAAUCAGAGAGGUUGCAGAGCUCUUUGAGGAUUUGAAGAAUAGAGUGUCCAGAUUCAACAUGCACAUCACCACUACUUCAAACCCAACAGACUACACCAACCUUCACAAACAGAGGUUUAUCCUGCAGGUGGCUAUCGCAGGUGCAUUCUUCCCAAACUAUUUCUCUCAGGGAGAGAUUGAUGAACAGUUGGCAUCAAAGGAACUUUCUGGAAAUGACCCAAAAACCACCAUCAUGCUUAGGAAUUUGCCUCCGUUUGCGUUCCUGUCUUACAAGCAGCUACAGUCUCUGUUCCGUCAAUGUGGACAGGUGAAAUCCAUCUGUUUUGAUGGGUCCAGAGCGUAUGUAGAGUUUUACCGCUCAUGUGUGAGGGAGUCAGGCGUGCUACCUGAGGUGUUGCUGGCUUUGCUGCGAGCACGACAGACUCCAGGUCUACAGCUGCAGGUGCACCACACAGACGAGGUGGAGGUCCAAGCUAAAGGAAAGCCCAUUUCACACCUACGUUUUGCCAGGAUUAUCGUGGAUGUUCAGAGUCAUGUUGUAUGUCCUGUUGGAGUUCUAAGCAACACGGUAGAUCCAGAGAAAAUUCCAUCCAACAGAGAGUUCAUCAUUAACAUUACAGAGGUGAUAGAUGUAGGCCAUUUUUGGGGCUUUCAGACAGAUGAGAGCAGUGUGGAAAAACAGUGCCAGUUAACCGCAGCGUUGAACAUGAGAGAUCUGCGACCCAUGUCUGUCUCUCUGUACCCAAACCUGCUUUGUGUGGCACCCUUCACAGACACACAGCAACCAGCCAAAUACUACAGAGCCAAAGUACUGCACAUACUGGGCAGCAACGUAGAGGUGUUCUUUGUGGAUUUUGGGAACACGUCUAAGGUCCCAUGCAGCAGUUUGAGAGAGCUCCCAUCUGACCUCAUGACCUGGCCUUUUCAAGCGCAGGAGUUUUGCCUUGCGGGUAUGGGUCCGUCUGCGCAGUCACUGAUUCUGGGCGAUCGCUGGAGCAGUCGGGCACGAAACCGCUUUAAGACACUCGUGGGCGGCCACUCGGCCAUCGUGUCCCUCUACUCUAUUUUGCACGGCGUCAUGCGUGUAGACCUGCACAUCUCCACGGAGACGGGUGAUGCCAGCGUGGCUGACCUGCUGGUGCAGGAAGGACAUGCCUGCCACGUACCAGAAAGCUUUGAGAGUCAGCAGUCACAUGAGGUUCUGAUGUCACUUUAUCAGGAUAUGGCAAGAGGGAGAUUUGCCCCCACCUCUACUGGUUCUUCUGUUAACAGCAGGAUGGAGGAAGACAAACAGCUUAUCAAUGAGCUCCUUCAGCACUUUUCUACAUCUAGUGGCAGUACCCCCAAAUGCAAGGCAGUGAUUCACGGUCCAAGCAGUCCACAUAAGGUCAGUUUUCACAGCAUGACCACGGCCAGCCAAUUUAGGACUGUUGGGAUAGAGAGGAACAGUAUUAACUCUGUAAUGGUGAACGAAAAUCCCCAAGACUGGCAUGAGAGGAUGUUGGUGUCUGCAUCCGUGUCUCUCGCCGCCUCAGGUUCUCGUAUCAUGUUGAAGGAAACGUCUCUGAUGCCUCAUAUCCACGGCCUGCCCUCUCUUGUUACUAUGCUCUUCACCCCUGUCAUGGAAUUGCGCACUGAUGAAGAUCAGACAUAUUUUACUGGUGCUCUUUGUGGACUGGGCUGGAACUCUGUAUCUGAACAGGCGGUGCUUCCCGAGCAUGACAUUGAGCUUGCCUUUGAUGUCAAAUUUACAAUUGAAGACAUCAUAGAGAUAAAUGCAUUGAGAGGUACAGUGAACAAGCUUGUGUGUGAGGGACCAGAUGGCCUGCUUCACUUGAGCACUGACAGGAUCAGCAAACUUCAGGAGGAGGCACGCGACCAGCUUAUCAGACUCUUCAUUAAAAACCCUCAGAGAGCCGAGUGCACACCUGUGUACUUUGACAAACCCAAGAAAUGGAACUUGGUGGACCGCUCCCAGCAGAUGGAGCUACAGCAGAAGGAUGAUGAGAAAUCCAAAGGUGUUUUGUUUCAGCUGCAUCCCAUCACCCUACUGAACAUGUGAGGCAGCACUAAAACCUUCAGUUUUGAAUAAUGCUUACAGCUGAUUGUAGUUGUUAUUGUUUGUUACAAAGUGUUAUGCAGUUUUAUUUCAGCUUUUGUUGUUAAUUAUUUAAAGCAAAAUUCUAUGUUAAUGUUUUAAGAAAAUCUUUUCAUUUAUUGAAGUUUGUCGACCCCUGUUGGGCUAUGCAGUAAACAAUUUCUGAAGCAUUGUAUAUAUUCUGUCAUUGGGUACAGUUCAAGGUAUGCAGUAAACAAAUUCUGUAUUGAUAUACAUGCUCUUAUCAUUAUGACUACUAUAACAACACCCACCAUGCCUUUUACUUUAUUCAGGGUUCUCACACCUUAGUUAACUUUAAAUUCAAGGACUUUCCAGGUCCAAUACCCUCAAAUUCAAGACUAAAUGUGGGGACACAUUUCAAGUGAGAGCAAGGUUACAUCGUGUUACCUUUUAACUCUUUCCCCGCCAUUGACGAUAUAUCUCGUCAAUUAAGAGAAAACGCUUCCCCGCCAAUGACGAGAUUUUCCGUCUUUCCGCAAUACCGCUAUUAUCCACCAGGUGGCGCCCUUCCGCAACUUUUUAAAACCGGAAGUAUUGCCCUAUGGCAAGCUGCUGCAUGUCCGUGUCUGUUUUAAAGAUCGCUCUGAAUGGGAUCUCUAUGAAAAGUCCGUCAUAAAUAUGGAAUUAUUUUUGCUUUUUGCUCAAAAUAUGGUGUUUUUGCAAAAACCUACCCAUAUUCAAAAGCUGAUUGCAA
Messenger RNA from Paramisgurnus dabryanus, 4891 nucleotides. RefSeq names its product tudor domain containing 9 (gene tdrd9). The record is from RefSeq and is a predicted model, not a curated record. NCBI's taxonomy places the organism in Eukaryota, Metazoa, Chordata, Actinopteri, Cypriniformes, Cobitidae. Gene Ontology annotation, molecular function: helicase activity; ATP binding; RNA binding. Gene Ontology annotation, cellular component: intracellular anatomical structure.